AUGUUCAUUGAGAACGAGCACGUUGGUGACCGAACCAGACUCGAAGACUGGAGAAUUAAGGGCUACAACCCCCUGACUCCCCCAGACUUGCUUCAACACGAGUUUCCUCUCACCACCAAGUCCGAGAGAAUCAUCUACCAGGGCCGUGAGGAUGCUUGCAAAAUCCUGACGGGUGAGGACGACAGACUGCUGAUUGUUAUUGGUCCAUGCUCUAUUCACGAUCCAUCUGCUGCGCUUGAUUACUGUGACAGACUUUACAAGCUAAACGAGGAGCUCAAAGGUGAGCUUCACAUAGUGAUGAGAGCUUAUCUCGAGAAACCAAGAACCACCGUUGGAUGGAAGGGUCUCAUCAAUGAUCCUGAUAUUGAUGGCUCUUUCAAGAUUAACAAGGGUCUAAGGAUUUCGAGGGAACUCUUCUGCAAGUUGACUGAAAAGUUGCCCAUUGCGGGUGAGAUGCUCGACACAAUCUCGCCUCAAUUCCUCUCUGAUCUCUUCUCUGUUGGUGCCAUUGGUGCCAGAACAACUGAGUCGCAGCUUCACAGAGAGUUGGCUUCCGGAUUGUCCUUCCCUGUUGGGUUCAAGAACGGAACCGAUGGUUCGCUAGGAGUUGCUAUUGAUGCCAUGCGCGCGGCAUCUCAUCCUCAUCACUUCUUGAGUGUGACGAAACCGGGAAUCGUCGCCAUUGUUGGUACUGAAGGUAACAAGGACACUUUUGUAAUCUUGAGAGGAGGAAAGUCGGGUACGAAUUUUGACGAGGAAAGUGUGAAGAAGGCCAAGGCUGAACUUGCUAGUAAAGCAAACGUCGAUGGACAGGAAAGAAGAAUCAUGGUUGAUUGUUCCCACGGAAACUCCAACAAAGAUCAUAGAAACCAGCCUAAGGUCGCUGCUGAAAUUGCCAGGCAGAUGGGCCAAGGUGAGAACGCUAUUUGUGGUCUUAUGAUUGAGUCCAACAUUUGCGAAGGCAGACAGGACGUUCCUGCUGAAGGAAAGGAAGGCCUCAAGUACGGUUGUUCCAUCACAGAUGCCUGUAUCGGCUGGGAUGAGACUGUGGAUGUGUUGAAGAUGCUUGCUGGGGCGGUCAAGGCGAGAAGGAGUCAAAAAUAA
Kuraishia capsulata CBS 1993 is the source of this 1104-nucleotide messenger RNA. RefSeq lists its product as uncharacterized. The record is from RefSeq and is a predicted model, not a curated record. Gene Ontology annotation, molecular function: 3-deoxy-7-phosphoheptulonate synthase activity. The transcript has a single exon. Gene Ontology annotation, biological process: aromatic amino acid biosynthetic process. The coding region runs from base 1 to 1104 and encodes 367 amino acids. Gene Ontology annotation, cellular component: cytoplasm. NCBI's taxonomy places the organism in Eukaryota, Fungi, Ascomycota, Pichiomycetes, Pichiales, Pichiaceae.